Messenger RNA from Ylistrum balloti, 1430 nucleotides. Its product is annotated as ras-related protein ORAB-1-like. Gene Ontology annotation, molecular function: GTPase activity; GTP binding. NCBI's taxonomy places the organism in Eukaryota, Metazoa, Mollusca, Bivalvia, Pectinida, Pectinidae. The transcript is spliced from 7 exons. Bases 39 to 725 code for a protein of 228 amino acids. The record is from RefSeq and is a predicted model, not a curated record.
AUAACAUGGCCGAUGACUGAAGACACACACUUCAAUGGAUGCUCUUGUCCUCGAUCGACAUCAUUCCCUCUUCGCUGAAUAUGGCCGUGUCAGGUGGAAUGAAUGACAACGAUGAAGCUGUGUCUGUUCCUCGUCCGUACGAAACUAUCCUUUGUGGGGAAAGAUGCAUUUAUCUUAAUCUGAUGUUGCUUGGUGACUACAACGCUGGAAAGACAAGCUUUAUCCGUCGAUUUGUGGAAGGGACAUAUGCCAAAACCAUAGCCACAAUGGGCUGCGAUAUUUAUGUUAAGGAUGUGUGGAUUGACAACUCAGAAAUCAACUUAAGACUGUGGGAUACCUACGGAGGUGAGCGGUACAUGGGUCCCCGUAAAUCUUUAUAUAUGUUCUGUCACGGAGUGAUUAUUGUGUAUGACGUUACAGACAAGCCCAGUUUUGAAAACAUCGAGAAGAUCUGGUUGAGAAGCGUAGAAGAGAGCGGGUUUCGUGAUCUGGUGGUGGUUAUGGUGGGAACUAAGUGUGAUCUUCCAGGUCGACAGGUUGAUUACGUCACAGCUAAGAGUUUUGCUGACGGACUAAACAUACCGCUGUUAGAGACAAGUUCCUUGACUGGGUAUGGUAUCGACCGUGCUGCCAUGUCAGCUGCAACAUUGGCCUUAAACAAAAUCCUACAGAACGCAUCGUCCAUUAAGGAAUGCUUCGAAACAGCCAGACAAACCAACACUUGAUGAGAAUUCUCCUGUUGGAAAAAAAAGUCGACAGAACUCUUACAAGGGUUUAUGAUGGCCGUGUGCGCUUUCGUAAUAGUUUCCGGUGGCAAAUAAUUGCAUUGUAUGUCAGGCAAUCUACUAACUGAUACUUGCUGUCAAAACAAAUAUCUGUUCAGCAGUCUAACAACCGCGCUAGCAGUCAACAUAAAUGUAUGUCCGAAUGUCGAACAACAUAAACUGUUGUUUACACUGUCAGUUAAACUUCUAACAGAACAGCUAACACCGGCAUGUAACCACAAUGUCUGUCCAAUAGCCUAAGAGCUGACACAUGCAAUCGGAUAAAAUGUCUGCCCAACAGUCUAAAGGCUGACACUGGUGCCAGCAGUCAAAUACAAUAUCUGUCCAAGCGUCUAACAACAGCGCUUUUAAUCAACUGCAUCUAAAAAUGCAGUGACAAUUACACUCGCAAUUGCAGAUUUAUAACUGCAGUUCCAAAACACCUACAAAAUUGUCCACGUUCAAUUAUUGAAAGUAUAUCUUCAUGUUCAUGUUCAUGUGCAUAUAUAAAAGUGAAUAGUUAGCAUAAGAUGCUAAUUUAGUGAUAGACUAAGUGUGUCCCAAAUAUCGAAUGACAAAAGGUCAACUUAAUUGAAAGUAUGUAUUUGUAUGAUUGAUCUCUUUGUAUAAACAAUGUUUUCCUAUGAAUCGAAAAGCUGUAUGACA